Molecule: messenger RNA, 3352 nt
Organism: Ostrinia nubilalis (European corn borer)
Lineage: Eukaryota; Metazoa; Arthropoda; Insecta; Lepidoptera; Crambidae
Product: NEDD4-binding protein 1-like
Exons: 6
Coding region: 186-1814 (542 amino acids)
Cellular component (GO): nucleus; cytoplasmic ribonucleoprotein granule
Molecular function (GO): RNA endonuclease activity; mRNA binding
Source: RefSeq, a predicted model, not a curated record
GCUCACCCACCCGCCAUGUCAGUUUUGACAACUAAAAUCAUUGAAAAAAAUUAUUUACGUUUCUCUUCUUUCUUUGAUCCUUCUUCUUGUGGGUUAAAGUUAAUUUACAAGAGUUUUGGUUUGGCUUUUGAAAAGUAAGUUAAAUUGUGUUUGUUUACGUCCCAAGCUGAAUCCUGAAAUGAACCAUGGGCAAGCCUUCGACUUCUCGUCUUAAAACCAAAUCAGAAGAAUCAAUGGCUAAGGACAAUCCAUUGAAUGCAUUGAAAAGAAAACGCGGUGCCCGGAAAAGGGUCAGAAAAUCCAGGGCACAAAUUAACAAACUUUUUCAGAUGCUACAGAAACAAAAUAAUAUUUCUUCAGACCCAAUAGAAGAUCUUUCUGAUGUAUGGAACUCAACAAACAACACUGUCAUCGUCCUUGACGACACCAUAAAAAAAAGUCCCAGAAAGCGUAAACUAUCAGAAAGUUCCGUAAUAAUCACAGACGUGAAAGGUCUGCAAACGAAUACUGAACCAUGUAAUUCCGUUGAGAAAAAUAACACUGAGCCAAAAUCUGUAGAAACUGCGAUUGACUCCGUUAUUAUUACAGACGAUGAUGUACCAAAUAUUAAUUCUGAGAAUUACCAAAGUAAAAAGAAGAAAAUUGAAGUAACUGAUACAAAUCCUAUAGUAAUUACAGAUAAUGAAGUGUUACAUGACAACCCAGAACCAUCCAGCUCAAAAACUCCCAAGAAAAAAGGCUUUGCCCCACCCAUGAACUGUUCCACACCAAUUUCCAAAUCGAACACUAGUCUUAUAAAUAACAACGCUGAUAGCACUCAAAAUUUAAAUAACAACGUAACCAAAGUGAUAAACAGAGAUUCGUUUUUAACAAUAGAUUUAACAGCAGAUUCCGAUUUGAGCAGGUUACAAUGCAAUACUGUUAUAGAUCUGGAUAAUACUCAAGAUUCCCAGGACUGUACUUUAGUAUCGAUUAGUAACGCAAGUUCUAUGAGUGGAGAUUCUCAGGUUACGGUCUUACAUAAAAAAAAUUCAAGCAAAAGGAUGAAAAAGUUUGUCAGUGGUAUUGCAAAGCUAGAUGCGUCUGAGAAAGGGAAGCUUUUGGAGUUAAUUACACAGAAUAUUUUUAAUGGGUGCAAAGAACCUAUGAGGAUGAAUAGGCAAAAUGUGGCUAGUCCAGUGACUGUAAACCAAGAAACCGAGACUGCUGAAAACACAUAUAUCAAAGAAGUGAUCCUGGGCCAGAAAAAGUCGAGGAACAGCAUCGGCAGCAAUAUUUACAACCCUGAGAAGGACGAUCGGAACAAGACCGGUCUCCGGAUGGUUGUAAUAGACGGUAGCAAUGUCGCUAUGGAACACGGUCGGGGCAGGUGUUUUUCCGUCAAGGGCCUCAAAAUUUGCAUAGAUUACUUCCUGAAAAGGGGGCACGCGGUGAAGGCGUUUGUCCCACGCUUCAGGUGUAAGUUCGGCAAAAGCUCGGAGCCGCGGCUGCUGGACGAGCUGGAGCGGCGAGGUCUAGUCGUGUAUACGCCCAGCCGCGAGAUACAGGGCAAGCUUAUCACCCCCUACGAUGACAGGUACAUCGUACAAUGCGCAGCGGAGUUUGACGGCGUCAUAGUGACAGGGGACAACUAUCGCGACCUACUGCAAGAGAACCCGCGUUGGAGAUUCGUCAUAGAGAACCGGUUGCUUCCCUUCACUUGGGUCAACGAUAUGAUCAUGUUCCCACGGGACCCUUUAGGCAGGAACGGACCAACUUUGGAACAGUUUUUAAGGCACCCAGUGGCUAAGACUAUUCCUAGUAUAGUUCUGUGAAUUCCAAAUGGUACUGAUAUAGCUGACAAUAUGGAUUGUUACAAGUUUUAGAGUUGAUUGGUCAAAUUGUUUUAUUUUAUAUUGAUUGGGAAUCCGUCAUUUUAUUGUCUAACUGACCUUUGAAGGGUUAAAGAAUUUUAUUAUGUUACCUACUAAACCGUAUAGUGAAUUUUAGUUUACUUGAAAUUGAAAUAUUUGAAUUGAGGAUUUGAAAAUACAUUGUAUGUAAACCAAAAAUUGUAUUGUGUACAUUUGUGAUGUUUAUAAAUAAGGCGUAUGAAAUGUCGCUCAUAGUUCAGUGUACAACUGAUUAAACAAUAUUACAUGAAUCUUAAUUCUAAAUACUUUGAGCUUCAUUUCAAAAUAAUGGCAUAAAUCAGUGUUCAAUAAAUAGUUGUGACUCGAUGACUGAAAGAAAAUGUCCAUGACGAUUUCUUUCCCGAUGAAAUAUGACAAUAGCGUCUCCUUCUACUGUCGACUCACUUCUCCAGGAAUACACUGCCAUUUUUAUAAUGCAUUUUGUACCUUAAAAUUAAAUUUUCUACGUACCUACUAUCGGCAACAGUGUUAACUGCCCAUUGCCAGUCAUGUCAUCUCGUUCUAUCGCAAAUAAUCACCAUUUGAUGAGAGCGAGAGCAAAAACGGAAAUGGAUAGUUAACAGUGUGGCUGUGUGUACCUUCACAUCUCCAGUGAGAAGAAAUAGCAUGUUUUUGUAAAAAGUUGUAAUUUUUAUUUGAGAUAACUGGACUGACUGUUUUAAAUGUAAUGGAACGUGGAAGUUUAUGCUCUAAAAUUGUAUUUUAUCUUUCAUGGGUGCCUAAUUCGUUCAUAAGCGUCAAUACUAAGAAACAAAUUCACGGUCAGUUUAAAUUCGUUACCAAUUUCAAAAACAGUCAAAGAUUUAGAAAAUGUAAAUAUUUUGUUUUUAGUUACUCAUUUCCAAAGCAAGGGACUUAUUAUAAAUGCUAGGGUUUUGUUUUAUAAUGGUGAAUAUAAGAGAAACUGCAUUUGCUAUGUUAGUUACCCAGUCACUCUCACUGGUAAUAAUAUUUCAAAUCAUUGUUUCUUAGAAUAUUUAAUAUUUUGAAUUAAUUUAAGUAUUUACCUAAUUAAAAAGUAUUUGAUUAAAUUUCACAUUGAAUUGUGAUAUUUUUAAUAAUAUUGCCAGUUCAAUGAAUAAUCUACAUACAUAAUAUGGAUAUUGAAAACAUAUCUCAAAGUAGUUGAUGAGUGUGUAAUUUUUAUGAUAAAAAAUACACUUCAUCGAAUUACUCUGUUUCUUUUAAAAUAUUAUGUCAUUCUUUAGUGUAACAAUAAUAACAAACCAACUUUUUGUAAAUUAUGAUAAUGUAAUGCUUAAGUUUCAAGACAGCUAGACUUGUGCGGUGAAAUUUUAGUUCAAAAAUAGUCAUAUUUUGGUUAAAAAUUGAGAGAAAAUACUUGAUCUGAUUUUAUUUUCUCGAAAAAUUUAAAUUUACCUCUCGCAAUUUGUUAAAAGAUAUUUUAUUUUUAUAAAUAAAAAUAUUUUACGAAAGUU